AUGAAAGGAGAAGAGUCCAGGAGCCCCUGGAGAACGAUCGAUUUAAAGCCUCUAGACCUUGAGAAGGAAUCAAGCUUGGAGUGCUUUGUAAAAGUAUGUGCAGAGGACCAAGUUUCAGCUUCUAGAAUACAUUUAGUAUCUAACUCUUUCCAAAAAGCCAAAGAUGAAGCCAAGGUCCUAAACUUUUUGUUUCUACUCUUCUUGGCAUAUGCUGUGAACUGGACUGAUGGUAACAAGGUUCGCUAUUUUGAUCUCAGUCACCUGAAUGAAAAUGCCCACCUGCUGAGACAUCUAGUUGGGAACAGACUAAGCUGGGACCGCUACCCUUCUGUUUUCCUGGUAGAACAGCUGGAUCUAAUAGAGGAGACGAGAGGUAAAAGGGCAAGACGGCACCUUACAGAAAGCUGCCCAACACUUAACAAUCCCUACCGUCAUCACCACCACCACUUGGGGGGUAAAAAGGAUCUGAGCAGUCGUUCUAUCUCACCAUGGACAUACAGGAUUGACGUGGAUGAGACAAGGUACCCUGAAAAACUGGCCUUUGCCGAAUGUCUUUGUAAAGGCUGCAUUGAUAUCACAACUGGUGAAGAGAGCUCCUCCAUGAAUUCUGUGGUACUGGAACAAACCAUGAUGGUCCUUCGCAAGAAAACAUGCUCCACAAACAAGAAUGCCUAUACGUUUGAAACAGAUUACAUCAAGGUUCCAGUGGGCUGUACCUGUGUACUCCCCAAAAUGAAAAUGUAAGCUCCUAUGGAGCAAAAUGUUUAAUCAUCAGAACAAUCUUGUAGUGUGGAUUUACACACAGCAACAAAGUAGUGUUUGUUUUAAAACACAUUAUUAGGAAGUUUACCUCUUCAGUUAAACUUUAUUUUAUAUUUAAUGAAUGCCAUAUCUUCAGGAAUAUAUUUUCUU
This is a messenger RNA of Protopterus annectens (West African lungfish), 912 nucleotides long. RefSeq names its product interleukin-17C-like. Gene Ontology annotation, biological process: inflammatory response. The transcript is spliced from 3 exons. NCBI's taxonomy places the organism in Eukaryota, Metazoa, Chordata, Ceratodontiformes, Protopteridae. The record is from RefSeq and is a predicted model, not a curated record. Gene Ontology annotation, molecular function: cytokine activity. Gene Ontology annotation, cellular component: extracellular region. Bases 1 to 744 code for a protein of 247 amino acids.